Messenger RNA from Carassius gibelio (silver crucian carp), 1851 nucleotides. Its product is annotated as homeobox protein aristaless-like 3. Gene Ontology annotation, biological process: regulation of transcription by RNA polymerase II. The record is from RefSeq and is a predicted model, not a curated record. The transcript is spliced from 4 exons. The coding region runs from base 37 to 1125 and encodes 362 amino acids. Gene Ontology annotation, molecular function: DNA-binding transcription factor activity, RNA polymerase II-specific; RNA polymerase II transcription regulatory region sequence-specific DNA binding. NCBI's taxonomy places the organism in Eukaryota, Metazoa, Chordata, Actinopteri, Cypriniformes, Cyprinidae.
GUUCACUGUUUGCGCUCUUGUGCUCGGGACGAGGUGAUGGAGACUGAAAGUUGUCUGUCUUUCUCCUCGCCUCCAAACAGGAUCACGCCGGAGAAUUCCCCGCGCUUGGAGCAUAAUUCCGGCGCUUUCUUUCAGUGUGACGACCUCCAAAAGUCUCCGCAUCUUACUCUAGCUCAUCGACAUGAGUUUUUUGUGGGACGGUACACUGACGACGGCUCUGCGGACUUUACGCACGGCGUCAGCCCUACAACUCCUCGCGCCUCGCCUGGAAAACACACAAAGUAUUUGGAGAAUAUGAACCAAGACCAGAAAACUCACAAGAUCAACGAGAAGAACUUGUCAUUUUAUAAGACUAAUUCGGAUGGAGAUAAGUCUGUACCCAAGGCCCUUGGAUAUCCUGCUCUAGACUCAGAGUGUUGUGGAAAACUGAAAGAGCCGUCCAGUGGGCUGACUGGAGACUCCAUCACUGACUCCAUCGACCUUUCAGGCAAGAACAAGAAGCGGCGAAACCGGACAACUUUCAGCACCUUUCAGCUGGAGGAGCUGGAGAAGGUCUUUCAAAAGACGCAUUACCCAGAUGUGUAUGCACGGGAACAGCUGGCACUGAGGACGGAGCUGACGGAGGCAAGAGUGCAGGUGUGGUUCCAAAACAGACGGGCCAAAUGGAGGAAAAGAGAGCGUUACGGGAAAAUACAAGAAGUGCCAAACCACUUUGCUGCUACAUACGAUAUCUCCCUUCUCCCUCGCUCCGACUCAUACCAGAUGCAAAAUAGCCUAUGGCCAAGCAGUGCGGGGACGGGAGGUGCAGGCGGAGCAGCCAGUGGUUGUGUUUUGGGGGCGGAAACCAUGACAUCAUCCUGUAUGACCCCUUAUUCCCAUCCUCACGGGAACCUACCAGGGCUCAUGGGUAUGUCUGCAUCUCCAGGCCAUCAUCAUCAUCAUCAUCAUCAUCACCCACCUCACCACCCUAGCAUUAACAGUAUAUACUCACUCCAUGGCUUCCCAGGAAGCCUGGGGGCCCAUUCCUUUGAGCCCAGACAAGAGUCUGAAUACAAGCCAUCAGGCCUGGUGGCCCUGCGCAUGAAAACCAAAGACCCGGGGAGCCUGUUAUCCUGGCCCACAUGACCAUGCAGCUGCAACUGUGAUUGUCUUUACAUCACUGAGCCAACUAGCAGUUAGCAUGCCUGCUAAAGUGGCAUGUUAGUGUUACUCAGUAACACACAACUGAAAUAACCUUUUUUAUGCUCAAUGUACAUAUCUCUCUCUUUUUUGCAGGCUUCCAGAUGUUUUCACUGCAAAAAAAAAUUUUUUUUGCCUGGUCUUUUUUUGUGAUGAUCUGUUUCCCUAUGGAAGCAUCUCAUUUGUUUAUGUGUUUGUUGAAAUUCUAUGAGCCAUAAUGGGCUUUGCACACAACUUGCCUUAAUAUUAAAUUCUUCCAGGGAUACUUAAAUUUUAAAAAGGGGAAGGGCAAGGGGAGGUCAUUGCCUAAUGGUUAAAAAGUUUGACUCCUCGCCUAAGGUUGUGGGUUCGAAUCUCAGGCUGGUAAUACCACGACUGAGGUACCCUUGGGCAAGGCCCCCGGGAGCCCCAACUGCUCCCUGGGUGCUGCAGCAUAAACGGCUGCUCACUGCUCUGGGUGUGUGUUCGGCGGCUGUGUGUGUGUGUGUGUGUGUGUGUGUGCGCUUUGGAUGGGUUAAAUGCUGAGCAUGAAUUCUGAGUAUGGGUCACCAAACUUGGCUGUAUGUAACGUCACUUUCAACAUGUUUAUUUAAGUAUGUUAAUGUUAAUCUCAUCGUGUCAGUGUAUGCCCCUUAUGUAUAUUUGUAGCCCCAGCCAAUAAAUGAUUUUACA